Medicago truncatula (barrel medic) is the source of this 1080-nucleotide messenger RNA. RefSeq names its product putative F-box protein At3g21120. Gene Ontology annotation, molecular function: protein binding. The record is from RefSeq and is a predicted model, not a curated record. Lineage: Eukaryota; Viridiplantae; Streptophyta; Magnoliopsida; Fabales; Fabaceae. The transcript has a single exon. Bases 1 to 1080 code for a protein of 359 amino acids.
AUGGCUGAAGCUGUAAUGGAAGAAAAGGUUACGAAUCAUAUUCCUUAUGAUAUUUCAUUCUCUAUUCUGUCAAAACUUCCUUUAAAAUCUUUGAAACGAUUUGAAUGCGUAUGCAAUGCAUGGUCUCUUUUAUUUGAAGACUCUCAUUUCAUGAAUGAGUUUCGCACUAACUGCAUAUCUAAGUCUCACUCUUACUACAAUGAUACAUCUCUCAUCUUAUAUCAGUUUAUCGAGACUCAUUAUUCUAUUCGUUACUCUUUCUAUUUACUUUCUGGUGAGAGGUUUGAGAAUCGAGUCAAAUUAGACUUACCAAAUCCAUUUCAAGAGGAAAACCCUUUCUUUGAUUUUAUUGAUUGUGAUAUUAUUGCCGGAACUCUUUGCCUUAAAAAACAAAAAACACUUGUAUUGUGGAACCCAGCUACCCAUGAAUCUAAGGUCAUUCCUCCUAGUCCGGCUGAGUCGAUACCACCUUAUCGAGAGGCUUCGACUUUAUUUCAUGGAUUUGGUUAUGACCAUAUUCAAGAUGACAUUAAGAUUAUUAGGUAUGUGCAUUUUUGUCGAAUAAAUGGUGGAGGUCUUCAACUUCUCAAUGUGCGACGGGAAGAUGUGCCAUGGAAUGAAAUAUCCUAUGAACCUUUAUGGGAGAUUUAUAGCGUAAGAUGUAACUCUUGGAGAAAACUUGAUUUCAAUAUGCCUAAUUGCUGGAGUGGUAGUUCAAAUGAGCGAUUGUACUUGAAUGGAAUAUGUCAUUGGUGGCAUGUGACUGAAGAUCAGGAUGGACAUUUUUUGGUGUCAUUUGACUUUAGCAAUGAGAUGUUUUUUACAACAGAGAUACCCUUAGACAUACCUUUAGACAUAGGUACCAAUUUGAGUUUUAGAUUAACAAAGAGACAUUUGGUGGUAUUGAAUGGAUCCAUUGCUUCGAUCUCAUGGUAUUUAGAUACAACUACUUUUCACAUAUCAAUUUUAAGUGAACUCGGCGUGAAGGAAUCGUGGACCAAACUCUUUGUUGUUGGACCAUUGCUCUACAUUGAGCGUCUUAUUGGAGUGGGGAUGAACGGUGAUAUUUUCCUAAUAUAA